Messenger RNA from Manacus vitellinus (golden-collared manakin), 2502 nucleotides. It is a transcript of the gene ZDHHC18, whose product is annotated as zinc finger DHHC-type containing 18. The record is from RefSeq and is a predicted model, not a curated record. The transcript is spliced from 8 exons. Bases 296 to 958 code for a protein of 220 amino acids. NCBI's taxonomy places the organism in Eukaryota, Metazoa, Chordata, Aves, Passeriformes, Pipridae. Gene Ontology annotation, molecular function: protein-cysteine S-palmitoyltransferase activity. Gene Ontology annotation, cellular component: endoplasmic reticulum; Golgi apparatus. Gene Ontology annotation, biological process: peptidyl-L-cysteine S-palmitoylation; protein targeting to membrane.
GGAGGUGUUCCCGGCGCAACCGGCUUCUGUCUGCGGCGCGCCGCCUCAUAGGCUGGCGCGGCACAGCGGCGUCUUCGUCCUCACCCUCGGCCUCAUCCUGGUCACCAGCGGCCUCUUCUUCGCCUUCGACUGCCCAUUCCUUGCCACUCACCUGACCUUGGCCAUCCCCAUCAUCGCCGCCGUCCUCUUCUUCUUUGUCAUCAGCUGCCUGCUCCAGACAAGCUUCAGAGACCCAGGAAUCCUGCCCAGAGCCACCCCAAGUGAGGCAGCAGACCUGGAAAAACGGAUUGACAGCAUGGGGACCUCCACGUACCGCCCUCCCGCCCGCACCAUGGAGGUGGUGAUCAACAAGUACGUGGUGAAGCUCAAGUACUGCUACACCUGCAAGAUGUUCCGCCCCCCGCGCACCUCCCACUGCAGCGUCUGCGACAACUGCGUCGAGAGAUUCGAUCACCACUGCCCCUGGGUGGGGAACUGUGUGGGGAAGCGCAACUAUCGCUUCUUCUACGCCUUCAUCCUCUCCCUCUCCUUCCUGACCGCCUUCAUCUUCGCCUGCGUCGUCACCCACCUCACCCUGCGUUCUCAAAGGGAUGGAUUCCUGGCCACUCUGAAGACGACACCCGCAAGUGUGCUGGAGCUGGUGAUCUGUUUUUUCUCAGUCUGGUCUAUUUUGGGCCUCUCAGGUUUUCACACUUAUUUAGUCGCCUCCAACCUGACAACAAAUGAAGAUAUCAAAGGGUCCUGGUCAAAUAAGAGGGGCUCAGAGUUUGCCAAUCCCUACAGCCAUAAAAGUAUCCUCACAAACUGCUGUGCGGUGCUGUGUGGACCAUUCCAUCCCAGUUUGAUAGACAGAAGAGGAUUUAUCCAGCCAGAUAACGGGAGCCCGUCCAGCCCUAAGAGCGAAAUCCCUUCCUUUGGAGCCAAAACUGACACCAGCAUGGUAGGAGGCCUUCCCUAGCAGUGCUGUGAUGUUCCCAGUGCCUGCUGUGCCUGCACCUUGCUCCAGCCAGUACCUUUCCCUCUCACCACCUCCCAGCCUCAGGCAGGACAGCCCUGUGACCCAGAGCUGCCAAAGACUCACUCGAGCCAUACGUUGCCUUUCUUUUUUUUUUUACAUUUAUUUAUUAUUUUUUUUUUUGUUUAUUUGUUUCACUGUGAUGUGGCCUGUCAGGACUUUUUGGCUGGCAGAGCCUGACAGCUUGUGGGACUCUGGGACUCGUGCCAAAAGCAGGGGUUCCUGCUGCACCCAGGGAGCCCCCAGACCUCUGAGCCCCCAGCGUCUGCUCCGGCGGAUCGCUGCGAUUCCUGCCGGGAGUCGUGAGGUGGGCCAAGGGUGGGAGGUGGGCACUGGCAAAUGGUUUCCCCUCUGGGCUGGAGGAGGUAUGAGCUCCCUGGUAUCCCUGGUGUAUCCACGAACACGUCCUGCUCCCCUGUGCCAACGUGGAAGGGCUGUUCUGUCCCUUCACAGCCAGGGUCUCACCGCGGCCGCUGCCGGAGUGACUUUCCUUGUCCAGAGGCUGCUGUGCCGUGGUAAGUUGGGCUGUUCAGAUGGGAGGACUCUGGCUCCCAGCAGACCUGGGAGUUAGUGAGGAUGUCCUGGUGCUGCUGGUCCUGUUUUCUGGCUGGCUGCUGAGGGAGGGGCUGAAGGACACUGUGUUUUGGCCCUGCCGGUUGGUCAGACACGUUUUGCAGCAACAUGAGUUUGGGGGACCCUCCUUUAACAGGGAAGAAGAAACACUCUGUGCUCUGUGACUCCCCUCGUGACAUGCUGGUUGGCAAGUCUACAGCUGUCAGAUUUGGGAACUGUAGCCUGCCAGGAUUAUGUCCUGUCUGUAGGAGACCAAGAGUCAACAGAAAAGUGUGAAUUCCUGAGGGUUCUGCCCUUUCUGGGUGGAGUUUUCCAGAGGAAGCAGUGAGAGGGUCUGAUAACCUCAUGAUCUGCUCUUGGUUUGGGUUUCUGGACAGCAGUGUCCCCAGGGCUGUUCCCAGCAGCUUGGGAGUGAUUCCAGCUGCCUGGGCUCACCCAUGAAGGGAUGUCCCCAGCCCCUGGGGAGCAGUUCCAGCUGCCUGGGCUCAUCUGUGACCAUCACUCUGCACCUGUGCAGCCAGCUCUGUGUCCCUGGGGUGCAGGGAGAGCCACAAACCUUGUAGCAAUACUUGAAUCAAGUUAUUAAAAGCUGCUGGAUGUUUUUGCACAAUUUGUAGGGUUUUUUUCUACAUAGAACGUUUUCUACCCGGGGCAGGGAGCGUUGUGCACGUUGGCACCAGGGCAGGGGCUUGCAAUGCUGAGCUGCUCAUUAGGUUUCCGUGGAUCAGACACACCUAUUUCAACCUCAGGCAGAGGCAGCACGUUUUGGGGGGCAGCCCAGCCCCCCUGAAUUCACCAGCAUCGUGCUCUGUACACUGAGUGCUUGUGCCUGGGGGAUGGCAGAGGAGCAGUGAGGGGGGUUUACCAGGGGCCAGAAUCCUUCCUGUUUUUAUUUAAACCAGUUUCCUUUGUUA